Molecule: messenger RNA, 1449 nt
Organism: Onthophagus taurus
Lineage: Eukaryota; Metazoa; Arthropoda; Insecta; Coleoptera; Scarabaeidae
Product: DDB1- and CUL4-associated factor 13
Biological process (GO): maturation of SSU-rRNA from tricistronic rRNA transcript (SSU-rRNA, 5.8S rRNA, LSU-rRNA)
Cellular component (GO): nucleolus; small-subunit processome
Molecular function (GO): protein binding
Source: RefSeq, a predicted model, not a curated record
GUUAUGUUAUUUUGACAUACAUCAUUUUGAGGUUAGAUUCCUAAAACGUGGAUUAAACAAUGAAGGUUAAAGUAAUUAGUCGAAACCCCGACGAAUAUUUACGUGAAACAAAAAAGGAUAUUCAUAAAGCCCCUCGAAAUUAUGAUCCAAAUUUGCACCAUUUCGAAGCAGCUAGAGAAUACGUCCGUGCUUUAAACGCAGUUAAAUUGGAACGAGUAUUCGCAAAACCAUUCAUAGGAAGUUUAGACGGACACAGAGACGCAAUCUCUUCAUUAGCAAAACACACAAAACGCCUUUCGUUUUUAAUUUCGGGCGCUUACGAUGGUGAAGUGAGAAUUUGGGAUUUAGCUCAACGAGUUUGUCUGCGUAAUUUUGUCGCUCACGAAGGUGUUAUUCGUGAUCUCACUUAUACUUGUAGUGGCGAUUUAUUUUUAAGUAUCGGUGAUGAUAAAACAAUUAAAUUUUGGAAUUCCGAUCUUUCCCAUGAUUACGAUAAAAACUUGCCUGUUAAUACGAUUAUUAAUAAGUAUGUGUUGACGAGUAUUGCAAGGAAUUAUAAAGAAGCAAAAUUUGCAACUUGUGGGGAAAUUUGCCAAUUAUGGGAGGAAACCCGUAAUGAGGCUGUUAAAACAUUUAAGUGGGGCGUUGAUAGUUUGCAUCAUGUAGCGUUUAGUCCGGUUGAAACGAACGUUUUAUCAGCUUGUGCAAGUGAUCGUAGUGUAAUUUUAUAUGAUACCAGGGAAAGUGGGGUUAUGAGGAAGGUUAUUUUGAAAUUACGGACAAAUAAAGUUGCUUGGAAUCCGAUGGAGGCUUAUAUUUUUACUUGUGCUAAUGAAGAUUAUAAUUUAUACACUUUUGACACAAGAAAUUUAAAACAGCCAAUAAAUAUUCAUAUGGAUCAUGUUUCUGCAGUAAUUGAUGUUGAUUAUUCACCAACUGGUAAAGAAUUUGUUACUGGAAGUUAUGAUAAAACCAUACGGAUUUUCGAGGCUGAUAAAGGACACUCAAGAGAUGUUUAUCACACAAAACGAAUGCAAAGAUUAACAAGCGUUCAAUGGACUUUGGAUAAUAAAUUUGUGUUGAGUGGAUCAGAUGAAAUGAAUAUUCGCAUUUGGAAAGCUAAAGCUUCUGAGAAAUUGGGACCAUUAAAACCAAGAGAAAAAAGGGCUUUGAAUUAUAGCGAAACAUUAAAGGAGAAAUUCGCGAGUCAUCCUCAAAUAAAAAGGAUAAAACGCCAUCGACACGUUCCGAAACACAUUUAUAACGCCCAACAAGAAAUGAGAACGAUUAAAGAUAAAGUUAAAAGGAAAGAAGGGAAUCGUAGGGCUCAUUCGAGGAAAGGAAUGGUUCCUCAUGUUCCGGAGCGUAAAAAACACGUCGUUUCUGAAGUUGAAUAAAUCUGUAUUUCUUUUUGUGUUUAUUAAAAAUAAAGGAUUUUUUUAUAAUUUG